AUGUCAUCAAAGCAUCUUAAGGAAGCAUUUAUAGGAAAUCUCAACGGGACCAGCAUUACAGAGAUCUCCUCGGGCCUGGGUGUGACGACUCUUUGCAUCCUAUUCAGAGGAUUGUUGUUUAUUAGCCUCUGCCGUAAAUCUGCUGUACUAAGUAAUUCAUGGAAAGUUGACUUUUUCAUUGACUACAUUCUCUUGGUACUUCCUCUGGUACUGUCAUGCACAAUCUUCUCUGAUGCCCUACACAUAGUUUUGUUAUCUAUUGUGGCACUUUGCUUAUUGCUGUUUUACAUCAUAGGCAGAAAAAGAAAUAAGUCUAUGAAGGCAUCACUUCAUAAUAUCUGCCAGUCCUUCCUGAAUGCACAUGUGGGGAAUGGGACUGUCCCAGCUGUUACAACUUUGCGUGUGUCCCUUAAUGUACUCACUGCAGUUUCCAUACUCGGUGUGGAUUUCCCUAUCUUCCCCAGGCGCUAUGCGAAAACAGAGACCUACGGAACUGGAGUGAUGGACAUAGGAGUUGGAUGCUUUAUCUUUGGGAACGCUCUAGUUUCUCCAGAAGCUAGAACACAGGAAAGAGUGACACUCUCACAUUUUUUCAGAGUAAAAAAGCAGAUUUUGUCAGUUUGGCCACUAAUUGUUCUUGGACUUGCCCGGCUAAUAAGUGUGAAAGCAGUUGAUUAUCAAGAACAUGUAACGGAGUAUGGUGUUCAUUGGAACUUCUUUUUCACUCUUGCAACUGUUCGGGUAUUGUCAUCGUUGCUGAUGACUUUAGUGCCACCUCAAAGAAUCUGGUUUGUAGCCCUCACCAUCAUAAUAGGCUAUCAAUUUUUUUUGGAAGUGACUGAUCUCAAGAGUUUUCUUUUAUACGGCAGUGACAGUCAGGGCACCAGAGUUGGUUUUUUAAAUGCAAACAGAGAAGGUAUUUUUUCUGUGGUCGGUUAUGUUGGAAUAUACAUGAUCGGAGUUCAAGUUGGACUAUACAUUCUAAAGAAAAGGAUGUUGGUAAAGGAAUGGAUCAGUGCCAUCUGCAGCUUGGUACUUCUGUCUUCUGGGUUGUUUAUCAGCAUUACUUUUUUCCAGAUAUAUGUGGAACCUGUGUCCCGUCGAAUGGCAAAUUUGCCUUUUUGCAUAUGGAUCAUUGGUCAGUGUGUGGCUUGGCUGUGUUCAUUUUUAAUAUGUGACCUAAUUUUGGCAUUUGCAGAGUAUAUGACUCCUGGUAGUAAUGUACCAAGCACAUGGAACAUACGCAGCACCUCAUAUUCCUCUGUCAGAAGGGUUACCUCUACCAAAGACUCAAAUAAAGAAGUUCAUCAAUGUCUUAUUGAAGCUAUAAACAGAAAUCAGUUGCUCUACUUCUUGAUUGCAAACAUAUUAACUGGAAUAGUCAACAUGACAAUUGACACCAUUCACAGCAGUAAUUUGCUUUCUCUCUUUGUGCUUGUCAUUUAUAUGUUUUCUAACUGCUUGAUAGUAUACCUUUUACAC
Molecule: messenger RNA, 1482 nt
Organism: Staurois parvus
Lineage: Eukaryota; Metazoa; Chordata; Amphibia; Anura; Ranidae
Source: the annotation of a GenBank genome assembly